Molecule: messenger RNA, 1572 nt
Organism: Colletotrichum orchidophilum
Lineage: Eukaryota; Fungi; Ascomycota; Sordariomycetes; Glomerellales; Glomerellaceae
Product: cytochrome P450 6A1
Exons: 3
Coding region: 1-1572 (523 amino acids)
Biological process (GO): sterol metabolic process
Molecular function (GO): heme binding; iron ion binding; oxidoreductase activity, acting on paired donors, with incorporation or reduction of molecular oxygen
Source: RefSeq, a predicted model, not a curated record
AUGUCCCUAGCAUCAGCAGCCACCGCGGCCCUGCACCCGCAAAACUGGCCGACGAGCAUCUGGGUCCUCCUUCUCACGGGGCUCGCCUAUGCCGUCGGCUUCCUCGCCUACCGCCCGUCCUUUCCACGCAACGCGCCCAAGUUGUUCCGGGGCUAUCCGGUCUUCGGGACGCCGCGCUUCUUCACUGACCGGGGCAAUUUUCUGAGCGAGGGGGCGCGGUUUGGGCGGUUCGGGAACUGGAGCUUUUAUUUUGGCAAGAUGAGGAUCGUGGGGUUGUCGGGGGACGACGGGCGGCAUCUGUUUUUUGAGAAUCGGGAUUUCGAUCUUGGAAAGGGAUACGGCACCCUCUUCAACGCGGCGCCGCGCAUCGACGUGUCCAAAGGAGCCGACAGAGGAGCCGACGAAGAAAACGUGAAUACCAAGUUCAACCGCAACCUCGUCAAGCUCCUCCGCAAAGACCUCCUCGAUACCCGCCUCCCCCUCCUCCUCACAGACACGCGGGACACGAUGGACGGUCUCGCCGCCCGCAUCGGCAAGGGAUCCGGCAACGCGAACGAGGGCAUCAGCGACCCGUUUGAGGACAUGUACCACCUCGUCUUCAAGCUCACGAUGCGCAUGGUGGGCUGCGACGAGAUCGCCGAGGACAAGGACCUGCUGCGGCAGGUGCUGCGCAUAUUCGAGGGCAUUGACGCGGCGAGCACGGCGAGCACGGCGACCAAGGUCAUGUUCCCGUGGAUGCCGACGGUGGGGCACCUGAGGCGGGUGUACAGCGGCGCAAAGAUGUACAUGAUUCUGGAAAAGGUCAUCAAGGAGAGGAAGGACCGCGGGGUGCCCGGCAACGAUGCGCUGCAGUACUUGAUGGACAGCGGGGACAGCACCGUCGAGAUGGUGGCGUUUAUCGUCGGGGCGCUGUUUGCGGGGUUGAUUAACAGCGGGAUCAACGCGGCGUACGUGCUGUGCUUCCUUGCCACGGAGGAGCGGUGGUACGGGGAGGUGCAGAGGGAGGUGGACGGGGUGAUUCGGCGGCACCGGCGGUCGGAGGAGGAGACGCCGGAGGCGAUCCUGGGGCGGCUGGACAUGGAGGCGUGGGAGGCCGAGUUUCCAAUGAUUGAUUUGGCGAUGAAGGAGACGAUCCGGCAGACGAUUUGCGGGUGCGGGUUCCGGUACAACGGGAGCGGCAAGGAUGUCGAGAUUGGCGGGAGCGGGGAGGUGGUGCCGCGGGAUUCGUUUGUCGUGUACCACUUUGAUACCACGCACAUGGACCCUAGGUUUUUCCCCGAGCCGCUGCGAUGGGAUCCGGGGCGGUUUUUGCCGGGGCGGGAAGAGGAUAAGAAGGAUCCGCAUGCGUUUAUUGGGUGGGGUGCUGGGCGGCAUCCGUGUCUUGGGAUGAGGUUUGCCAAGAUGGAAAUGGCCGUCACGACGGCGCUUUUCGUCGCGAGGUUCGACUAUCGCCUGGUGGACGCGGAGGGCAACAGGAUGGACAGGGUGCCGGAGAACUCGGUGGAUCGGAACAAGCACUCGGCGGCGAAGCCGCGGCAGAAGAUGUUUUUGAAGUAUUCGCUCCGGACGUAG